Molecule: messenger RNA, 525 nt
Organism: Aspergillus aculeatinus CBS 121060
Lineage: Eukaryota; Fungi; Ascomycota; Eurotiomycetes; Eurotiales; Aspergillaceae
Exons: 3
Coding region: 1-525 (174 amino acids)
Source: RefSeq, a predicted model, not a curated record
AUGACCGCCCCAAUGCAAAUGCAGCACCUCGCCGCCGCAGCCCUACCCGCCUACACCUGUCCCCCGGGGACGAAGAUGCACAUUCUCAAUUUGGGGACGAUGAAUGUGGACGAAGGAUGGCUCCUCACCGGCGCCAACGGCAGCUCCGCCAGCAACCCUAACCCGCCCAACAAACGCCGCGACCUAAUGCUGAUCGCCGGAUUGAUCGAGCACCCCGAGAUGGGCCUGAUCUUGUUUGAAACCGGGAGCGCAGAGGAUGUUGAUCGGCAAUGGGGCCCCCAAGCCACCGACCUCUUCCCGCGCACGCACUACGAACCGCAGCACCACCUCCCCGCCGCCAUCCGCGCCACCGGCCACGAGAUCCGCGACGUGAAGGCCGUGAUCAUGGGCCACCUGCACCUGGACCACGCCGGCGGGCUCGAGCACUUCCGCCACACGGGGGUGCCCAUUUACGUCCACGAGGAGGAGUUCAAGCACGCCUGCUGGGCGGCCGCGACGGGCGCGGAUGGCGGCGUGUAUCUGUAG